CAAGCCCGAACGUGACAUACGCUUACGCUGUAAACAGUGGCGAUGCGGCAUAUGCUUGUUAAUGGCGGGCAGCUACCGCUCCUUCCCCCGGCCCUGCCUACCCAGCCAGUACAUCUACAUCCCGUAAUUGCGCAUCAUCCCGUUCUCACUCCAACACCCCUUGUUCCACAUAUCAACGCACCAGAUGAACUACGAGUUCCAUCUCCAGACGACGACGACGAAGAAGAAGAAGACGGAAACCAGACAAUUGUUGUCCCAAAUCUUCCUGAGCCUGAAAUCCCCAAACCGGGAGCGAAUAAUAAACAUCCGGCAGACGUACCGCGCGGCGGUCUCCCGCUUCCCGAAUCUGCGUUGAUCCCUCAACUUUCUACCAACCCCUGGACGCAAUCGGAUCCUUCUAUCUACCAGCAAAUGAGGACAAAAUCUCGGGCAGCGAUCACCAUUCUCUCAGCUUUAAUCGCUUAUGUCUCUAUAAACAGCCUGGCUAGGGCUCUUAACCCUUCUGCUUUCAUCUGGUAUGAAGAGGAUAGGGAAGAAAGUGACUGGGUUUCGACUUCACAUUCCUGGUGGGAUCGUAAAGCAUGCCGAUGGCUUAGUCUGUGUGGAGCUACUCACUUUCGACUAAGGGGUCGUUUUGGACCUCGCAAUCCUAUACAGGAUGGUGAUGACGGAGAGCAGGAGGAGUGGGAGUCCUAUUGGAAGAACGGAAAUAAAACCCGCCCUGAAGAUUGGACCAACGAUGAACGCCGUUUGCGCACGAUCCCCGAUUAUGUCCUGGAAUAUGCACCCCUAGUCCACCUUUUCUCUGAAGAGCAGUUUUGGCCCAGUGAUAUUGCGAAGCAUCUUUACCACAUCACACCAGAAUUGAAUUACACUCCUAUUCAGGCUCAAGCGGAGCAUCCCACCCUCGCUAACCUCAGUGAGUUUAACAAGUAUCAGGGUGGAAAAUAUGUAUUCUUGACCAGUAAGGACAAUGUGGAGGAUCGACCAUCUUGGCUGGGGUCGGAGGAUAACAUCCCAAAGCCUGAUGAUACAGAGGACGAAUUGGAGUGGCAGAGUGGAAUUUAUGAGGUGCAAGAAGAUGUGCCGCUCGAGGAAAUGGGGGACUGGUAUGAUGCAAGGAAUGGCAGUCCUCAAAUGGAAGGAGGUGACGAAACGCACCACGGUUCGCUUUCGCAGGCUCCUCUGGCGGAGGGCGUUGACAGAUACGAUUUUAUGGAUGAUGGAGCAACCCCACGGCCAGAUAAAGGAGGUAUACGUGACGGUGUGAAUGACAAGCCUGGCCGUAGCAAGGCACCAGCUGUUUUGAUCGUCGUGGAUAAAGGCCAUGGCAUUGUGGAUGCGUUUUGGUUCUACUUUUACAGCUUUAAUCUCGGCAAUAAGGUUCUUAACAUCCGUUUCGGGAAUCACGUUGGCGAUUGGGAACAUUCACUUGUUCGGUUCCACAACGGUACUCCAAAAGCUAUCUAUUUUAGCGAGCAUUCGUUCGGGGAGGCUUUUAGCUAUGAUGCUGUAGAGAAAAUGGGAAAAAGGCCUGUUAUAUAUUCAGCCUCUGGGACACACGCCAUGUACGCUACACCAGGCACCCACGCCUACAUUCUCCCCUGGGGAUUGCUGCAUGACCGAACUGACCGCGGCCCACUUUGGGAUCCCGCCCGCAAUUACCACGGCUACACAUACGAUCAUAAUAACGACGUCUUACGUGCCUCAACCGUCAACCCCCAGUCGCCAACCGCAUGGUUCUACUUUGCCGGCCACUGGGGCGAUAAGUUUUAUCCCCUGGGUGACCGGAGACAGUAUAGGUUCGUCGGGCAAUACCACUAUGUGAACGGCCCAUAUGGCCCGAGAUUUAAGGAGCUCGGCCGUGAUAAGAUAUGCGGAGGUGCUACGACUGAUCCAUGUGUGAUUAAGAAUUGGAUUGGAGGUGGUGUGAGAUCGAAAAGGUGGGUAGAUGUUGGGGAAGGGGAGGAACUUAGAGACGAGGAUAUAGAGAAGGUUUUAGAGAGGAAUGGCGCGACGCCGUUGUGAAAUGGAGUUUAUUUCUUUCUUUCCUCUUUUUGUUUUUCAGUAAGAUUAAAAUGGAUAGACAGGAGGGUUGGCUGGGUGCGGCGUUUGUGGGGGAACAUGGGACUCUUUAAUGGGGAGUUUUUAAUGAUUGUUAUAUUCUGAGCUAUGAUUGCUGUGGGUUUCUUGUCUCUGUUUAUUGCAAUUUCCCCUGGAGGAAGAGGAUGAAUGAGGAGGCGUCUCUUGGGACAUAUGCUUUUUUCUCUUCUUUUCUCUGCUUUUCUUCUCUUCUUCUUUUACGAGUUCUAUCUUAUUAUACCCCUGAUUAUUUCAUUUUUAUCCCGGGCGUUUUUUCCAGUAUUGGUUAACAUGCCACCAGCUUGUAUACAUACAAUACAACAUAUAGACAUACAUGAUCAGGGCGUUAGACGGUGGGAUAGAAUAAGAUAGAAUGGUAAAUUGGAAUCGGUAGCAUGGUUGUU
Messenger RNA from Histoplasma capsulatum G186AR, 2486 nucleotides. Its product is annotated as vacuolar sorting-associated protein. NCBI's taxonomy places the organism in Eukaryota, Fungi, Ascomycota, Eurotiomycetes, Onygenales, Ajellomycetaceae. The transcript is spliced from 2 exons. The record is from RefSeq and is a predicted model, not a curated record. The coding region runs from base 52 to 2028 and encodes 658 amino acids.